AUGUCCGGACCUACGCCGUGCCCACUCUCAUCUCAAGCAGGGUACCGUCCAUCAAAGAAGUCCACCAACAUUAAAGAUGUCAAGCGCUAUCUCAAUGCUGCCUCUCUCUCGAUGGUCUAGUGGUCGUUAGAAAAGAAGAGCCCUUUCCCCCUUCUCGCGAAUGUGUCAUCGUCCCACGUCCUGUCAUAGACAGCCUGCUUACGGCACUGCAUGUCAAACUUAACCACCCUUCUCGACACCAGCUCAGACAAGUCGUCCUUCGCUAUUUCUACGCAUUGGACCUUGAUAAAGCCUUAGACCGGUGCUCACAGUCAUGCCACAUUUGUGCCUCAUUUAAGAAGAUUCCCAACUGCUUGAUUGAACAGUCUACAUCGGACCCUCCUGACGCAGUUGGCAUCUCAUUUGCGGCCGAUGUAAUGAAGAGGAACAAACAGCUCAUCUUGGUUGUUCGCGAGACAACUACUUCGUUUACCACGUCCUGCAUAAUAGAAAAUGAACGCCAUGAUACUCUCCGUGCUAGCCUCAUCUUCCUCUGCCUUUAGCUACGCCCAAUAUCUGGCCCAUGCGCGGUAAUCAGAGUCGAUCCACCUCCCGGGUUUGCUUCCCUAUCCAACGACGAGGAGUUGCGACGACAACAAGAACCCCGUAGCAGAGAAAUGCAUUGCCGAGCUCUGUGAUGAACUGUUGCGCGUCUCUCCAGAAGGUGGUGCUAUCUCUCCUGUAACACUAGCGAUUGCCACGGCAAACCAGAAUACUCGUAUUCGUGACAGAGGUCUAUCUGUCUGUGAGAUGUGGUACCAGCGUGACCAGUUUACGAAUUCGCAACUUCCCAUCUCCGACCUACACCUAAUCAGAGAACAGCACUCUCACCGUAUACAUAAUCACCCUGCCAGUGAGAAGUCUUUUGAAACCCCCAGUGGUCAACGUGACCUAGUAUAUAUUACUUCAGAUGGCUCCAAAACUCGUGCACGAGAUCGAUACUUGGUUGUGUCAAUUGAUGGUCCGUGGUGUAAUGUACGCAAGUUUGCUGGUUCCCAACUCCGAUCCUCGCCAUAUCGCAUCAAGUUAUCAGAGUGCUUUCUUGUCACCAACAAUUUCACUUCUCCACCUCCAAGUCCUCAUCUCCACCAACCUUACAAGUGCACUCCAGCUGCUGAACCCAAGCCCCCCUGUCCACCUCGAGUCCCGGAAGAGUUAUCCCAUCCACCUUACAACGAUGAUUGUGUUUUACCCUCAUCUCACACCACUUGUUUGCCUGGUCCUGAUCACAAACGCAUCCCGUCUCAUAAAGCUGACGAACUCACGAUUAGUCUUGUUAGCUCCUGCCAGUCACCCUUCACCCCCGCUGCAUCCGAAGAGUCACCUAAUUCUGCCCCUCGACGCUCCAGUCGCCAACGCCAUUCUCCCGUUCACCUGCAGGACUUUGUCACAUAG
Molecule: messenger RNA, 1434 nt
Organism: Paramuricea clavata
Lineage: Eukaryota; Metazoa; Cnidaria; Anthozoa; Malacalcyonacea; Plexauridae
Source: the annotation of a GenBank genome assembly